This is a messenger RNA of Sceloporus undulatus (fence lizard), 7651 nucleotides long. RefSeq names its product EYA transcriptional coactivator and phosphatase 4 (gene EYA4). The record is from RefSeq and is a predicted model, not a curated record. The coding region runs from base 573 to 2513 and encodes 646 amino acids. The transcript has 20 exons. Lineage: Eukaryota; Metazoa; Chordata; Lepidosauria; Squamata; Phrynosomatidae. Gene Ontology annotation, cellular component: nucleus. Gene Ontology annotation, biological process: negative regulation of extrinsic apoptotic signaling pathway in absence of ligand; cell differentiation; positive regulation of DNA repair. Gene Ontology annotation, molecular function: protein tyrosine phosphatase activity.
UGUGGGAUUUCAGCCAGGGAUGGUCCUCCUGGGGCUGAAGAGAGAAAGGGAUUAUAUUAGAGACCGCCUGAAAGUCAAGGGGGAAAGAGAGAGAAGUUGCCAUACGCCAGAGCUGUUCCUGGGGCGGCUGUGGCAGGAGGGAGCCUGGCCAUGGGCAGCUAAGACAGCCAACUUUGGGGGCAACCUCCGCGGGUUUCUCUCCUCCUCUUUCCCCGCCCGCCUUGGAUUGCAAACCCUCGGAUCUGGGAUACGUAUUACUUUCUCUCUCAGUUGGGCAACUACUCGGCCCUUUCUUUCCAGGCUCCCCGUUUCCAAAGCAGUCGCUGCUUGCCUUAGCAGCAGCAGCAGCAGCAGUAGUAAUAGUAGUAGUAGUCUUGCAGAUUAAUUUACAUUGUAUUAGUAGUAGUUAAGUUUUAAGAAAUCGCUACCGAAGAGGCAGGAGUCUGGUUUCAGGUUGGGAGGAAAGGAACAUGCCAAACGUUUCGUAGUCCAGGGAGAAAAAAGGACAUCCAGUUGUGAUUUAAAGGGAGAGUAAUUCUCUUUGUGGAAGAAAAGAAAAGUGAGUCAACUCCAUGGAAGACACUCAGGAUUUAAAUGAACAGACAGUGAAGAAAACGUGCACAGAUUUGGAUGUUUCAGAACCUCAGAAUUCCAGAUCUAUGGAAAUGCAGGAUCUAGGAAGUCCUCACAAUCUUGUGGGAAGCAGUGAAACACCGGGUAGUUCUAAACUGGACAAAUCUAAUCUUAGUAGCACAUCUGUUACAACAAAUGGGACAAGUGGAGACAACAUGACUGUUUUAAACACUGCAGACUGGUUGCUGAGUUGCAGCACUCCUUCUUCUGCAACAAUGUCUCUUCUUGCAGUCAAAACAGAGCCUAUGAACAGCAGUGAAUCAACAACAACAACAAGUGGAGAUGGAUCUCUUGACACUUUUACUGGAUCAGUAAUAACAAGUAGUGGCUACAGUCCAAGAUCAUCACAUCAAUACUCACCGCAGUUAUAUCCCUCCAAGCCCUAUCCACAUAUUCUGUCUACUCCAGCAGCUCAAACAAUGUCUGCUUAUGCUGGUCAGACCCAGUAUUCAGGAAUGCAGCAGCCCGCAGUAUAUACAGCGUAUUCACAGACUGGGCAACCUUACAGUUUACCUACUUACGAUUUGGGUGUAAUGUUGCCAGGCAUCAAGACAGAAAGUGGACUUUCACAAACACAAUCACCCUUGCAAACUGGGUGCCUUAGUUACAGCCCGGGGUUCUCCACACCACAGCCAGGCCAAACACCAUAUUCAUACCAAAUGCCAGGUUCUAGUUUUACACCAUCAUCCACUAUUUAUGCAAACAAUUCGGUCUCAAAUUCUACAAACUUCAGUAGUUCACAACAGGAUUAUCCAUCAUAUACAGCUUUUGGCCAAAACCAAUAUCCACAGUAUUACUCACCAUCAACAUAUGGAGCUUAUAUGACCUCAAACAACACUACAGAUGGUACCUCUUCAUCCUCAUCAACGUACCAACUUCAGGAAUCUCUUCCUGGGCUGACUAGUCAACCAGGUACAGACCUUAAUUCAGGAGAGUUUGACACUGUGCAAAGCCCCUCAACACCAAUCAAAGAUCUUGAUGAAAGAACAUGUCGAAGCUCUGGAUCAAAAUCAAGGGGUAGAGGGCGUAAAAAUAACCCAUCGCCCCCACCUGACAGUGAUUUAGAGCGUGUGUUUGUUUGGGAUUUGGAUGAAACUAUCAUCGUCUUCCAUUCGCUUCUUACAGGCUCUUAUGCACAAAAAUACGGGAAGGAUCCUCCUGUGGCAGUGACACUUGGACUUCGGAUGGAAGAAAUGAUUUUUAAUCUUGCUGAUACACAUUUAUUUUUUAAUGAUCUGGAGGAAUGUGAUCAGGUACAUAUAGAUGAUGUUUCUUCAGAUGACAAUGGACAAGACCUAAGUACCUACAGUUUUGCAACUGAUGGCUUCCAUGCAGCUGCAAGUAGUGCAAACCUUUGUCUGCCAACAGGUGUAAGAGGAGGAGUUGACUGGAUGAGGAAGCUGGCAUUCCGCUACAGAAGAGUAAAAGAAUUAUAUAAUACUUACAAGAACAAUAUUGGAGGACUCCUUGGUCCUGCAAAAAGAGAUGCAUGGCUACAAUUAAGAGCAGAGAUUGAAGGUCUCACUGACUCCUGGCUAACAAAUGCACUUAAAUCCUUAUCAAUUAUUAGUACAAGGAGUAACUGUGUAAAUGUCUUGGUAACAACAACCCAACUUAUACCUGCCCUUGCAAAAGUCCUGCUGUAUAGUUUAGGAGGUGCUUUUCCUAUUGAAAAUAUUUACAGUGCAACUAAAAUAGGAAAAGAAAGUUGCUUUGAACGAAUAAUGCAAAGGUUUGGCAGAAAAGUAGUAUAUGUUGUAAUUGGGGAUGGUGUAGAAGAAGAACAGGCAGCAAAAAAGCACAACAUGCCUUUCUGGAGGAUAUCUAGUCACUCGGACCUCCUGGCUCUACAUCAGGCUCUGGAAUUAGAGUAUUUAUAACUGUUGUCACAUAGCUGACAAAUUCUUUUUAUAUUUCAAGUACACUGAAUCUUCUGUAUGUGAUCCGAUGCUUCUGGCAUUACACAUAUGUAUGGUCUUAAGAAGGAAAAGCAAUAUUUGGGAUGAAAAUUCCAUGUGAAGAAUUCAGAUUACUGAAUGGAGCUACAGCUUUAAUUCUACACAAGAAUUCUCUAUAUGGUCUUAUAUAUACAGGAUUUUUGAUGAUUAAAGAACUAUAAAAAGGAGGUUGCUGGUACACACCAAAUGAGCCCUAGCCAGAGUGAAUAGCUUUUGCAAUGGACUUAGACUGGGAAAGCAGUGCUAUGCAUUUUCUGAUCGUCAAUGGUGGUAUUCAACAACAUUCCUCAAUAUGGGAUAAUUCUCAGCACUGAGGUUUGAAUCAAACUUUAGUCUACCUAACUAACCUAGAAAAUCUGAAUUGGAAUGCACUCAGACUGUACGACGACAAUCCUGUCUAGAUCUGUAAAAUGUGUAAAUUAUUGAUGGAAAUAAUUUACUGUGACUUUAUUAGCAGCUGACUUUGAAAGUGGAUGCAAUUUAUUUCUUUUGUUUUGCGGGUGUGUGGGAUGGGGCUAUGUAAUAAUAAUUAUUGUCUCUUUUAUAAGUUUGGCAAACAGAAUGUGCAUAAUGAUGUGUUGUGCCUUAAAAGACAAGAUCUUGUUUGUGUGUUACAAUGGUUUAACAUUGGUUUAAGAUUAUGUAGAUAAACAAUAAAUCUUUGUGAUAAUUUUUGACAUGACCAAAUUGCAAAUUCAAAUAAUUAGAGAGCAGUGUUACAUCAAAAGGACAUAAGUAUUUGUUGCAGUAAGGAAAGAACAGUAUAAUAAUGGAAAUUUAGUGUUACAUUUAGUUUCUUAAUAAUUCCAUUGUAGGAGGCAAGCAAGUUAAGAGAAUGUCAAGAAGUUGGAAUGAUAUUAGGCACCAUGACAGGGGGAAAUUAAAUGGUUGGUUAUUUGAGAUCUUUUUCUUCAUUUUCAUCUUGAAAGAAAACAACAAAAAUGUAUUCAUGAAUUAACUGCAUAGCAAUCAUUUUGAUUUUAUAUAAAAGUUAUAUAAAAACAAAACAAUACCACCAAUUUGCUUAGUUUCAAAUUAUGAUUUAGCACACUUAAUCUGAAGCAAAUUACCCAUAAAUUUGGCUGGGUACUGUUCAAAUGUACUCUCAAAAUUAAUAAACCAAAGAAGGCUAAUUCAGAAAGGCAAAGGGAACUUCCAUUCAAUUCAGUAUCAGAUUAGAUCAGAUUAAAAAAAAAUAGGAGCUAAAUGAUAAUUAUUCCAUAGUGGAAAAACUAGAACAGGAAUAACAGGCUCCAAAAAUUAAAAUGCCAAUGGAACCAAAACUUAAUCUUAAAAUUGUUGAUUAUAUGAUAUCACUAAAGGUUCGUUUGUUCUUUCGGUCCAUGAGUUUCUGCUGUAUCCAGUUUGUUUAAACCUUUUCCAACUGGUUUAGAGCACUGCUGGGGGGGGGGGGGGGGCAGAACAGUAUGUGUCUCAGUGGAGGUUUCUUCCCUUUCCCUUUUUCACUGGCCACUUCUUGCUCAAUGUGCACCACAGUAUGCGUACCAUAGUCCCUUUGCAUUCUGUGCAUAACCAUUUAACCAUUUUGUUUACUCUAAGCAUGCAUAACCACAGCAUGUACACUGGUGCUUGUAACAGGAGGCUGGCAUGUUUAUUCCCUGUAUAUGAUAGUACGCCAGUUAUGGAAUUCUCUACCAAGGGAGGUUGUGAAACUAGCACCAUCCCUUAUUACUGUUUGGUGAGCAAUGAAGACAUUUUAUUCAACCUAUCUUUUAACAGUUAAUUGGAGAGCAAAUGUUUUAACUGUGAUCUUUUUAGUAUGGAUAUUCUAUGACUUUAAAAUUGGAUUUUAUGACAGUUUGCCUCAUAAAUUAUGUUGGUGCCCCUUCUUAGGGAGUUAAGGUAGUUAAGAAUUGUGUAUCAUACACACACACGUACACACGCGCGCACACACACACACCCUCUAUCUAUCCUGGCACUCUUUUUCUCCUCUCCAGGGCUCUAUACACAAGUUUUGUUCUAGGCUGGCACAUCUUGUGUGAUGGGAAUGCAAAGACAAGGAAGAUGAGACUAGAUAAACUAUAGAACUGUACACUAGGUUCCUGUUGCAGCUAAUGCAUACUACAUGUAUGGUGUGCAUGCUUGGUUUAGGAUCUGCUGGUUAGGGGGUGAAUGAUGCUGCUAUUAUGGUUCUAUAUUCAGAGAUCAACUUCCUCACACAACAAUUUAUGGUGCAGAUAUUUUUUUACAAUAGUAUAUAGCAGGGGUGCACAAAUUGGAGCAAAGACUGCAUGUAUCCAGCCAAGUCUGUUUUUGUGGCCCUGACUUUCCUGGCCUAUCCUUUUUCUGCAUUCAAAAAGGGUAUUUGCGUGUUGAAUUGCCUAUUUCUGAAAUCUCCAGAAGCAGAUAUUCACUUUUUAAAUAGUUUGCAUUCCUACACAGAUUAAAAAUAUCAAUUUUUAUAAACUAGAACCUCCAGUCUUGGCAUGGGAUAUUAUUUGUCGUCCCCCCCCUCAUUUUUAGCAAUCCUUUUGAGUCCCACAGUUAGACAUCAGUUCCCAGACCUGCCAGAGUGGGCCACUUCUGAGAUUUAUGCAUUCCAUCAUGCAGUGGACAAGAAUGCUUGUAGUGGUGAACUGAAGUACACAACACCACUUCUCCUGAGAUAAAAAGGUGCAUGUGCUGUUUUGUAUUAAAUUAUAGUCGGUUAUAACUGUUCUGUGGAAUGCAAGCUUUUAUAUUUCCCAGUUUUGUAAGGGUGUUUGGUAAAUCCAGAAAUAUUAUAAUUACUAAAGUGUCAUUAUAAGCACUUCCUACUCCUCGGGAUACAGCAAAAGAGGUUAGAGAUGUUAAAAUUCAUUAGGAUAUAUUCAUUUGUGAAUCAUUAUGGCUGUGCAAUCUACCCUGGCUGCAGUGCAGUGAAAUCUGUUGCAUAUUUACUAAGAGGUAAGUUUCACUGUGUUCAACAGGAAAGUCUGCAUAGAAGUACAAACUUCUCUUCUCUGUUUUUCUGUCAUAAAAUUCAUAUAAAUUAAAGGCAGAUACAUUGUGGUCCUCUUAUGUGUGAGAAUGCAUUUUACUUAUGCAGCAAAUGUUAAGUGAAACUCACCAAAUGCAAGUUGUUAACAAAAUUAUCAAAAUAAUCUCAUUUUUGAACAGCCCUUCACCUUGUUCACUGCUGGAUUUAAUUUGAUUGGCCUUAUUGACAACUAAACAUGGUACUAAAAAGGAAUUCUUAUAUCAUCCGUUCAGAUAAGCUAUAAAAAUAGAAAACCAUUGAGCACAAUUCAUAUGUCCCUGAUGUAUCUUUGAAGUUGAUUCUAAAUAAGAAUGAAAUAUUUUUAGAUGAAGUCUUCCAGCUGUUUAUACUUGUACACUAUUGUUUUGAGGUUUUCUUUUUUUCUUUUGUAAAGUACUUGAAUGAUAUAUAAAAGACUCAAACUUGUCAAAUCUGGCUGUAAAGGUAGAUUUUAAAGGGAUUUUCAUUUAUUUUGUUUAAAAGAUAUGUUCCAAUUACACAAAAUGAAAACCAUAUAUUUUGUUAAAACUGUGGCAUGCCCCCACAGCACAGUUUGUUUCAGUCAUCCUGAAUAUAAUGUAAUAUUUGGUAAUGUGGUCAAAAUGGAUAUGCAGUCAGUUCUGCUCUGUCAUGGUCUUCAUUGACUCUUCUAUACAUUGUUCUAUUAAUAUUCCAGUUUCAAUUCAGAAAAAUAAAUAAACAAUAUAUUAGUACUUUAUAUCACAUGGUGAAUACCAAGGGAACAAAAUUGCCAGAACUCUAGAUACAGCAAUAAACUGUCUCAAGUAUUGGGCAACUUAGUGGUAAAAUUGUCUCUCCAAUAAAAAUUAAAUUUUUAAAAGCAAAAUUCAAGACAAAGUUAGAUGGCACUGCUCACCUAAAAUCUGUAGGAAGUUUAGGGGAAUUAAAAUACUUGUAAUAAGAUUACUGAAAAUGGGGCCGAGGGGUAUGCUGUUCAUGUGUCUCUACCUAAGCCAGAAGUUAAGGCAUAUCAGACAAUUCCAAAGAGAGAAUGGUUUUGUACGAGUUGAAAUUUGGUCAUUUGGAUUGUCAUUUUAUUUUAAUUUAUUAAUAAAUGCAAUCAAACUCCCUUUUUUUAAAAAAAAAAUCCUAUCCUACUACACAGAAGAACAAAAAUUAUCCCAUGCUCUAAAAGUUGUGCAAUUAAGAUAGUGAAGUUUGUGCCUUUGUAGUUGCUGUAAUGGAAGCAGCACAUAUGUAUUAAGCACUUUGAAUGUUGUGCUUGAGAUAUGGAAACACAGCACAAUUUGAUUUGAUGUAAAUAAUACAAGGAAAUAAGUGAAAGAUGGAUGCAAUUCAAUAAACCACUAAAGUGAAAAAUUGCAAUAUGUUAGUCGUGCACAUAAAAUAUUGAGCACAAUCUCUCUCCUUAGGGCUCCCUCCCUUCCUAACUGGCCCUUGGCUAAUAAUAUAUGCAUCAUAGUGCAUCAGCCAUUACUUGCUAUGGGAAGCCCAUACAUGGCCCACUGCUUCCAAGCACAAGAAGCUGCUCACACUUUGGCAUUAUGUGGGGAGAAUUAUCCCCAACGUAUUGCAAUAUAAGCAGGGGCAGUAACUUGAGUACAGUGAAAGAAGUAAAACAGAGUAUCUGUAUAAUAUAGUAAAUGCCUGUGCAUUUAAAGAGGUGGUGUACAAAGUCAAAUAUCAAACUAAAUGCUUCUGGAACAGUAGGUCAAACAGUAGAAUCUAAAUCUUUCCAUAUAUUGGGGAACUAUAAUGAUAUGCCCACUACAGGUUUAGAUAUAAAUUUCAUCUCUCUCUUUCUCUUUUUUUUUUUAAAGUGGGGAGGCAUUUUGGAGCCAUGUCUAGAUGCUUGAAUAUAUGUGAUAUUUAGUGUCUUUAGAAAUGAACUUAACCGACAUGAGCCAUUAUGACAUUUGAACUCCCAGCAUUUUCAGCCUUGUGGUACUGUUGAAGCCAAGGGUCUAUGUAAUAUAAGUCAUGAUUUAUUUGGGGAUAACAUUAUUUAAGAAAAUGUAAAUUAAUAUUGAGCUUGUAAAAAUGUGUAUAUCUUUACUACUUCUCAAUAAAUACAUGUGAAAAUGUUGUCAUUUUCUGC